Molecule: messenger RNA, 1608 nt
Organism: Pipra filicauda (Wire-tailed manakin)
Lineage: Eukaryota; Metazoa; Chordata; Aves; Passeriformes; Pipridae
Gene: APOA5
Product: apolipoprotein A5
Biological process (GO): lipoprotein metabolic process; triglyceride homeostasis; cholesterol biosynthetic process
Cellular component (GO): extracellular region; chylomicron; blood microparticle
Molecular function (GO): phosphatidylcholine-sterol O-acyltransferase activator activity; cholesterol binding; phospholipid binding
Source: RefSeq, a predicted model, not a curated record
AUGCCACCCUUCCCUGGAGCCGGUGCCGGGCUCACCCUCCCGAACCCAUCCCGGGGGUCCAGGCUCCCUUUCCACCCCCUCGGCCUCUGCGACAGGAGGUGCAGCCGGCGGCCCCAUCCCCACCGCCCCGGCGGUUCCAUCCAGCAUUCCCUCUGGGAUGUGAAGGUCGGCUUCGGGGCAGGGUCAGCGAGCGCGGGGGGCAGCGGGCGGUCAGGUGACCGUCCCCCAGGUCACCUCCCAGGAACGGGCACGGACCUCCACGUUGUGUUUACACGGAGUGAGGUCCAAAAAGCCUUCCCGUGCCGCAGGGCCUUAUCGCCCGCUCCUCUGCUCCCCCCGGACCUAUAUAAGGGGAGCCGCGGGCCGGCUCCCGGCGGGAGGGACACGGGAGGCACCAAGAGCCAGGUGAGGGACGGGGACACCUUGUGCCUGGUUUGGCUUUGUGCAGCCGGAGGAGCUGGGUCCCAGCAGAGCCCGGCCCAGCAGACCAUGCUGCUGAAGGCUGUGCUGCUCCUCUCCCUCCUGGCUGCCUUCCCAGUGUCACCGGCCCAGGCGGGGCAGGGCAGCUUCUGGGAAUACCUGAGCCAGCUGACGGGGGACAAGGACAGCCUGGAGCAUGGCCAUGGCAAGCUGGGCAAGGACAUCACGAACCUGAAGGAGAGCAUUCAGGAUGGAGUCGGCUACGUGGGAGACUUCCUGGGGAAGCUGUCACCCCUCCCCAGGGGCCCCCAGCCCCAGCUGUCCCAGGACUCGGACAGCCUGCGGAAGGUCAUCCGGAGGGAGCUGGAGAGCCUGCGGGUGAAGCUGUCCCCGUACGUGGACGAGGUGCACCACCAGGUCGGGAAGCACCUGGACGACCUGCGGCACCAGCUGCAGCCCUUCACGGAGGAGCUGCUGGACGAGGUGUCCCUGCGGGCGCGGGAGCUCCGGCGGCAGCUGCUGCCGAGCCGGGAGGUGACGGCGCAGCUCCUGGAAGGUGCUGGUGAGCUCCAGCGCUUCAUGGCCCACUACGCCGACAAGAUCGCCUUCCACACGGACCAGGUGAAGGACAUCUUCCACCCGUACGCCGACAGGCUGGUCACCGAGAUCCACCGCAACGUGCAGGAGCUGCACCGCUCCGUGGCCCCGCACGCCCGCGCCACCCCGGAGCAGCUCAACCAGCACAUCCAGGAGCUGUCGGCCAAGCUGACCCGCAACGCGCGGGACCUGCACCAGCAGAUCCAGAGGAACCUGGAGCAGCUGAAGGCGAAGCUGAGCCUGUGCCCCGAGAGCCUCGGGGAGCCCCCGGCCCCCCCCGGCCAAUACCGGGAGGCGCUGGCUCGGGAGGUGCAGCGGCGGGUGGAGGAGUUCCGGCGGGACACCUACGUCCAGAUCCAGGCCUUCACGCGGGCGCUGGACCAGGAGACGGAGGAGAUGCGGCUGAAGCUCAGCGCCCGCCCCGACCCGCCGGAGGAGCCGCGGGACGCGCCGCCGCCGCCCGUGGAGGACCUGCGGGCGCAGCUGGACGCGCUGUGGAGGGACCUGGCGCUCAGCCUGGGCGGGGAGGCGGGCGGGGAGCGAUGAUGGGCGGGGGUCACGGGCCUUGGUCCGGGGAUGAACCGCAAUAAA